Brassica napus (rape) is the source of this 2122-nucleotide messenger RNA. RefSeq names its product cysteine-rich receptor-like protein kinase 24. Gene Ontology annotation, molecular function: ATP binding; protein kinase activity. Gene Ontology annotation, biological process: protein phosphorylation. Bases 34 to 2016 code for a protein of 660 amino acids. The transcript has 8 exons. NCBI's taxonomy places the organism in Eukaryota, Viridiplantae, Streptophyta, Magnoliopsida, Brassicales, Brassicaceae. The record is from RefSeq and is a predicted model, not a curated record.
GACAUUCAAACACAGUUAUAUGAAAGAAAAAAAAUGGUCAACUUAUUAGUAUCCUUCUGGUUUGUGCUCAUAAACUCUGUCUACGCAAAUACUUGCUUUAACAGAUCUGGUUUCUUCGCACCCAAUGGAACUUACGACGUAAACCGCCGAGUCAUGCUCUCCUCCCUUCCUUCUAACGUCACAGCCAACGAUGGCUUCUAUACCACGUCGGCUACCGGACAAGAUCCGAACAGAGUAUACGGUUUAGGGAUGUGUGUCCCAGGUACUGAAGCACGAUCUUGUUUUGAUUGUAUCAUGGCUGCCUCUAAUGGUUUGGUGCAGAAUUGUACUACUCAGAUAGAAGCUAUAGACUGGAGGAUUUAUAGAACUGCACUUUGUCUUGUACGCUACUCAAACCGCUCGUUUUACGGAUCGCUCGAUUUGGAAAUAAUACGGGAUGGAUACAAUACAAGAGAUUUUCAACCUAACGCUACGGACUUCGAUACGACAUUGGAGGCUUUGAUGAUUGGUUUAAUAGACGAUGUUCCUUCUUCGUACUACGCAGCCGGAACACAAACACUCGAGUCUUCCAACACCAAUAUAUACGGGUUUGUGCAAUGCAGUAGAGACUUAUCUAUUGAAAACUGCACCAAGUGUCUAGAAGAAAAUGUGAUCGAGUAUAGAUCAUGUUGCUCUGGGAGACAAGGAGGCAUUAUUUCGAGGCCGAGUUGUUUCGUUCGAUGGGAGAUUUUUCCGUUCUUGGAACUUUUCGAUAACAGUCCUCGUCGUGAAAAGGAUGGCAAAGGUGUUUCUACAGGAACUAUUGUGGCAAUUGUCAUUGUUCCUAUCUUAUUGCUUUCUCUAGGAUUUGGAAUUUGGAGGAGGAGAAAAUCGUACAAAGCAUUUACUACUGAAAACGGUUAUUUCUCUACUGCAAAGAGAUUAAAUAAGACUUACAAUACUGCACCGCCAGAUAAUGCUGGGGAUGAUAUUACAACUUCAGGUUCACUUCAAUUUGAUUAUGAAGCUAUCGAAGCUGCAACAAGUAAUUUUCAUAAUACUAACAAGCUUGGUCAUGGUGGGUUUGGUGAAGUUUACAAGGGAACGUUUCCGAAUGGAACAGAGAUUGCUGUGAAAAGACUAUCUAAAACUUCAGGACAAGGUGAAAGAGAAUUCAAGAAUGAGGUGCUUCUUGUAGCUAAACUUCAACAUAGAAAUCUUGUUAGGCUUCUUGGGUUUUGUGUCCAAGGAGACGAGAAGAUAUUAGUCUAUGAGUUUUUGCCCAACAAGAGUCUUAACUACUUCCUCUUUGCCUCCACAAAGAGGAGCCAAUUGGAUUGGACAAGACGAUACAAGAUCAUUGGAGGGAUAACUCGAGGGAUUUUGUAUCUUCAUCAAGAUUCGCGGCUGACAAUCAUACACCGUGAUCUCAAAGCCAGCAAUAUUCUCUUAGAUGCGGACAUGAACCCAAAAAUUGCGGAUUUUGGUAUGGCUAGGAAUUUCAAAAUGGACCAAACCGAAGAUAACACAAGAAGAGUUGUUGGAACAUUCGGUUACAUGCCACCCGAAUAUGUAGCGAAUGGGCAGUUCUCAACGAAGUCAGAUGUGUAUAGUUUUGGAGUAUUGAUUCUGGAGAUUAUUGGUGGCAAAAAGAAUAGUAGCUUCCACGAGAUAGAUGGUUCAACAGGCAACUUGGUUACAUAUGUAUGGAGGCUUUGGAACAAUGAUUCAUUGAUGGAACUUGUAGAUCCGGUCAUAGGAGUUAACUAUGAUAAGUAUGAAGUCAUCAGAUGCGUUCAUAUUGGGUUAUUAUGCGUUCAAGAAAAACCAACAGAUCGUCCAAGCAUGUUCACAAUAUUUCAGAUGCUCACUAAUACUUCAAUUACACUGCCUGUGCCCCAACCUCCUGGGUUUUUCUUUAGAGUCAGAUCAGAGAAUAUCCCAUUAGCUGAGAGCUUUCAGCCUGGUCCGUCCACUUGCAUGUCCAUUGCUUGUUCUGUAAAUGAUGUAUCGAUUACGUGUGUUAGUCCUCGUUGAAGGGCAGGCUAAUGUUUAAUAUAUACAUAUUCUUUCAUAAACCGAGUAUAAUAAUGAAACCUAGUGAAGUAACUUGGCUGAGAGUACAUGCACCUGUUUUUCCAGC